GACUGUCAUCAAAGAUGCUCAGGCCAUCUGAGGCCGAGAUAUCCGAAUGUUUUCCUAGAGCACUCCUGAGCAGGCAGGAAUGCAAAUGUAGUAGAGACGAGAUUCUGAGAGCGGGGUGGAGUCAGUGGAAGGAGAAAGACUGCGUGCAGGGUGAUUGGUAUCGGAGCAAAAGGUCAGAGGGGUCACUGUGCACCAUUGUGAGAAGGGGGAUGUUGCUGAAUGUUGCACCGUCCACUCUGGUUUAUUGAGACCUGAGGAAACCGAGGACACACAUGCCAGAUUGUCUUUCUCUUGGGAGUAAAUUAGCACAUCUGCUCUGCAUUUGACUUAUUUCCUCUUGCCUAAUCACCCGUGAGCUGGGUUACUGCUGACUCCUCUACAUACAUCCAUCUUGGGUGGGUUACAGGGGAGAAUGGCAGACUGAUGACUUUGUGACUAACCAUAAUACAGAGUUGUGUAGAUUAAAUUUUUUUUUUUUUUUUUGCUGCAGUACCACAUUUGCGUCAGAUUGGUAAUCUGAGUAUAGCGUUUUUUAUUUGCAGGGAGUCAAGCCCUGAAGAUGGCUUUGGCCCGGUGGGUGGUAAGGAUGGAAAAUGAUCGGGGGGGUUGGAGCAAUUUCCUGUGAAACGGCGGCAGUCUUUCCUCAAGUGAUGAAUUUCCUCUGUCAAAAAAAAUAACGUUAGGUCUGAUUGUAAAGCAGCUGGUCCUCAGUACAUGUGUCUACCUGUCUGUUACACUUGGCUGUGCAUGUGCAUACAUGUGUGCUUGUGCAUAGAGGUGAAUUGUUGAGGUUGAAGCUGGGAUGUGCGUAUCUGCCUGCUUUGUGUGGACCUUUUAAUUCUGCAGUGUGCACUGCCUCUCUCUCUCUCUCUUUCCCCCCUCCCCCUCUCCUCGCACAGAGGGUGGGGCUCCUCCCGAUGUCUCGGUGAUGCUUUUCUUUUCUACCGUCUCAACAUCUAGCCUUAAGAUCAGACGUGCCUGUUAUUGUUAUUUGGUGGUGGAUGGUGUUGCUGUGCCGACAGGGUUUGGCCGUGUGUGAGGUGUUGUUUCAGCAGUGUGCGACGCUGUUUUGCUAUGAGGAUCUGGUGCUGACGCUGAGGUUGCACCUCUGAUAGAAGAUGUCCACAAUGGUGUAUCCUCGUGAAGAGAAGCUGGAGAAGCUAACGCAGGAGGAGAUCAUCUCAAACACUAAGCUGGUGAUCCAAGGCCUGGAGGCACUGAAAAGCGAGCACAACUCUAUCCUGCACAGCCUGCUGGAGACCAUCAAGUGCCUGAAAAAAGAUGAGGAGGCCAACCUUGUGCAUGAGAAGUCCAACUUGCUCCGUAAAUCGGUGGAGAUGAUUGAGCUGGGCCUGGGGGAGGCGCAGGUCAUGAUGGCGCUGUCUAAUCACCUUAAUGCCGUCGAGUCAGAGAAGCAGAAGCUUCGGGCACAGGUGCGGCGUCUGUGCCAGGAGAACCAGUGGCUGCGGGACGAGUUGGCCAACACACAGCAGAAACUGCAGAAGAGUGAACAGAGUGUCGCCCAGCUGGAGGAGGAGAAGAAGCACCUGGAGUUCAUGAAUCAACUCAAAAAGUAUGACGAAGAUGUUUCACCCUCGGAGGAAAAAGAUGGCGAACCACCUAAAGACUCUCUGGAUGAUCUGUUCCCUAAUGAUGAUGAGGAACAUGGCCACGGAAUGCAGCACCAGCACAACAGUGCAGCCGUGGCAGCAGCGCAACAGGGAGGAUAUGAAAUCCCAGCUCGCCUCCGAACCCUCCACAACCUGGUGAUCCAGUACGCCUCUCAAGGUAGAUAUGAGGUGGCCGUGCCGCUGUGCAAACAAGCUCUGGAGGACCUGGAGAAAACCUCGGGCCAUGAUCAUCCCGACGUUGCCACCAUGCUCAACAUCCUCGCCCUGGUGUACAGGGAUCAGAACAAAUAUAAAGAGGCAGCACACCUGCUCAAUGAUGCUCUGUCCAUCAGGGAGAAGACUCUUGGCAAAGACCAUCCUGCGGUGGCUGCCACCCUGAAUAAUCUGGCUGUGCUAUACGGGAAGAGGGGCAAAUAUAAGGAAGCUGAACCACUGUGUAAGAGAGCGUUGGAGAUCAGAGAGAAGGUGCUUGGAAAGGACCACCCAGAUGUGGCUAAGCAGCUGAACAACCUGGCCUUGCUGUGUCAGAACCAGGGCAAGUAUGAGGAAGUGGAGUACUACUACUGCAGAGCUUUGGAGAUUUAUGAGUGCAGGCUGGGCCCUGAUGACCCUAACGUUGCCAAGACCAAGAACAAUCUGGCUUCAUGCUUUCUCAAACAAGGGAAAUACAAGGAGGCUGAGAUCCUUUACAAAGAGAUCCUCACCCGUGCCCAUGAGAAGGAGUUUGGAUCAGUUGAUGCUGAGAACAAACCUAUCUGGAUGCAUGCUGAGGAGAGGGAGGAGAUGAGUAAAGGCAAGCACAGAGACAACACCCCAUAUGGAGAAUAUGGUGGCUGGUACAAGGCCUGCAAAGUCAAUAGUCCGACUGUGAACACCACUCUGAGGAAUUUGGGUGCGCUGUACCGCCGGCAAGGCAAGAUGGAGGCUGCGGAGACCCUGGAGGAGUGUGCCAUGAGAUCCCGCAAGCAGGGGAUCGAUCCCAUCAACCAGAGCCGUGUGGUUGAAAUUCUGAAGGAGGGUGAUGGAGAGAGGAGGAGGAACAGGGAUGGCAUGUCCAGCGUUAAGUACGAUAGCAGCUCAGAGGCUGGAGAGGAAGUGAGUAUGGGCAUAGAGUGGAGCGGGGAUGGUACUGGGGUUCUGCAGAGGGUCAGCUCUCUGGGAAGGAUCAGAGACGUCCUGCGUAGAAGCAGUGAAAUGCUGGUGAAGAAACUGCAAGGAAACGGACCUCCAGAGCUGCGCUCCACCUCCAACAUGAAACGCGCUUCCUCCCUCAACUACCUGAACAGGACGAAUGAUGAUCCCUUCCAGAGCCCUGGGAUAAGUAGGUUGAGGCAGAGCCGUGGCUUGAGCUCCAGUAAUUUGGAUCUGUACAGUGGGAAUUGAGAAAAUGCCUCUACAACUCCAGCUAAGACCUUACCAUGCUAUUUCCUACUGCACGACCCAAAUCCUCCACUUUUAAUAAAAGCUGCUCCUGACAAGAUCUCAGCAAUCCACAAAGCCGUUCCUGCAAUAAAUCAGUCAAUGCUCUAGGAAGGUUUGCACUUUCCAGCUCCCACUAGUGCAAAAUACAAUGUAGACAUUGUUCGAAGUUUUUUUUUUUUUUUGGUCUUGCUUUCUGUUACUACACUUUCUCAUUGUUACCUUAACAGCUAUGUUACAGGGUCCACGUGUCUUGGAUUAAUGUGUCUACUGUUUUAGCGGCCAGGAAACGUAUCCUAGAUGGUGCAAUGCUAUUGUACAUUAUUCUCAGUUAGCAACUUUGAGUAUGACAUUCUUCCCUAGCUAAAAUGAUUUGAGUCAUAUUGAGACUUAAUUAAUGCAUUUUAUAUUUGUAUAAAAUAUAAGAUGAAACCUGUUUUACCUAUUUAAAAAAAAUCUUAUCAGUCUUUGUAAAUAAUGUUGUUUUUUUUCUGGUCUUUUUGGGGAUGAAUGGCUGAAAUGAAAAGUCUGCUUUGUAUCUUUUGCCUGUAUCAUGUUGGUCCUGGACUGUUACUGUAUCUACACUUCCAUAUCCUGCAGGUAAUUGUAUUGCUAUAGGCUGGGGAAUGAGGUAUUAGAUACAGUAGCUGUAGAGAGAAAUACCCUGAAAUAUUGAGACAAAGAAACUUGAUUACUGGGAAGUGCAUUAUUAUUAUUAUUAUUAUUAUUAUUAUUUUAUUAUUGAAGCUUAUCUAUAAUAAAGGUUUGAGCAAAAGGGCAAAAAACCAAACCCUGGACCAACAGCGAUAUAUAUAUAAUGAGGCACUACAUGUCAUUUGAACACUAACUAUAUUUUCUUAAAGGUUGAGGUUAGGGGCUUUGUUACUGUACACCGCUUUUAAAAAGUGAAAUUAGUCUCUUAAAUAUAUAAAAUGAAUAUACCUGUUACUGCUUGGCUUUACUGUAAGCAUUACCAUGAUGGUGGAAUGUUUUGGGUUUUUGGGGUUGUUUUUUUUUGUAAAUACUUUGUCUUUUUUACUCUGAAUGCUAUUCUGUUUUAGAGGAACUCAUUGCACAUGAUUGGAUCUUUCUUUUAGCUUGAUCCUUCUACUGAUUUGUUACUGAAACUGGCUAUGUAUAAUGAUGUGCCAAUUAAGUACGAGGUUUGUUGAAUGUGAGUGGUACAGGAGUUUCUCAGGUAACGCCAAACCGAUGAGAUAUUUAUGUAAUAAAUAUGAAACUCUGCAAGCGUGUGUUAAGCUGUAAAAGUUUUAAUAUUCCAUAUAAAAAUGCAUUGACUGUCAGCAAGAUAAUAUUUGUCGAUUAUUUGAAAUCGUAGACGUAUUGAUGUUUCCUUUGAGCUGUUUUUGUGUACGAUAUUGCAGGUUUUUUAUGACACGUUUGGCAUAUUUCUACAAAGAACCAAAGUACUUUAGCAAUUUUAUGGACGUGUAUAAUUCCUCAUAGUGUGAUUCAGAUUUCAUAAUGCUUAUGGUGUGAGGAGGAUUUUUUUUUAAACGUUACACGAGGCAAUGUGUUUGAAUGUUUUAUAAGCCUCAAAGACUUUUACUCGUAGAGAGUUGCAUGUGAUGGUGAUGGGAAAAGGUCAAUAUGGAGUGUUUUAAAGAGGGCUCUGCAUGGCUGUAAAACGCUUUCCUUUGAACUCCACAGGUGUUGGGUACGAUAGCCAUAGAAGGCCUGCUGCUGAGUAUAACUGCCAUCUGUAUGAUUGAUACAAUCUUUAUUUUGUGAUGUAGAAGAUGUUGUGGUGAAAAUAAAUCUUUCAACCUUCUAUGGCA
This is a messenger RNA of Ictalurus furcatus (blue catfish), 4849 nucleotides long. It is a transcript of the gene klc1b, whose product is annotated as kinesin light chain 1b. The transcript is spliced from 16 exons. The coding region runs from base 1119 to 3014 and encodes 631 amino acids. Gene Ontology annotation, molecular function: kinesin binding. Gene Ontology annotation, biological process: microtubule-based movement. Lineage: Eukaryota; Metazoa; Chordata; Actinopteri; Siluriformes; Ictaluridae. Gene Ontology annotation, cellular component: membrane-bounded organelle; cytoplasm; kinesin complex. The record is from RefSeq and is a predicted model, not a curated record.